This is a messenger RNA of Leishmania major strain Friedlin, 1683 nucleotides long. RefSeq names its product putative surface antigen protein. Gene Ontology annotation, molecular function: protein binding. Gene Ontology annotation, cellular component: plasma membrane. The coding region runs from base 1 to 1683 and encodes 560 amino acids. The transcript has a single exon. Lineage: Eukaryota; Euglenozoa; Kinetoplastea; Trypanosomatida; Trypanosomatidae. The record is from RefSeq and is a predicted model, not a curated record.
AUGGCGCAGUGCGUGCGUCGGCUGGUGCUGGCGGCGACGCUCGCCGCUGCGGUGGCGCUGCUGCUGUGCACGAGCAGUGCGCCGGUGGCGCGUGCUGCUGGGACGGGCGACUUCACUGAGGAGCAGCGGACAAACACGCUGGCGGUGCUGCAGGCGUUUGGGCGUGCGAUCCCUGAGCUUGAGAAGAAGUGGACGGGCAACGACUUCUGCUCGUGGGACCACGUAGCGUGCGUGUCAGUCAACGUCUUCGUAGGUCUCAAUGUUUCGACGUAUGCCGGCACGCUGCCGGAGAUGCCUGUGGGCGUCAAAUACAGGCACGUCAUGAUCCGGGACCUGGGGUUCUGGAAUAUGCUAAAACUGGUCGGGACGCUGCCGGACAGCUGGAGCAAACUGGAAGGACUGACUUCCCUUACGUUGUUGGGCUGCGGCGUGAGCGGGACACUGCCCGCCUCAUGGAGCUCGAUGGUUCGUUUACGUGCCUUGACUGUGGGAAAUUGCAGGCACCUCACCGGCAGCCUGCCUUCUGAGUGGAGCUGGCUGCCUAAUUUACAGACUCUGGUGCUGAGGCAACUGCAGCUGAGCGGUACGCUGCCGGCUGAGUGGAGUCGGAUGAAGUUCGUAACUACGCUGGAGAUCGCUGCAGCUGGCAGCUUCACCGGCACGCUGCCGGCUGAGUGGGGCUCGAUGAAAGCGCUGACGAAUCUGUAUCUGACCGAUUUGCCGAUUGGUGGCAGUCUGCCACCCGAGUGGGGCUCGAUGAGACGGCUGGUGAAUCUGUAUCUGGGCGAUUUGCCGAUUGGUGGCAGUCUGCCACCCGAGUGGGGCUCGACGGCCGUCCUCAGAAAGCUGAAGAUCUGGGAAUUGCCGUUGGCCGGCCCCCUUCCUCCUCAAUGGGGCUCGCUAGUGGGGCUGCAGACUCUUUCUCUGCGGGACACAAACAUCUCCGGCACGCUGCCGCCCGAAUGGAGCUCGAUGAGAGCGCUGAGGGGUCUUAAGCUGCGGGGCAAGAAGUUCUCCGGUACACUGCCGCCCCAGUGGAGCUCAUUGGCAUUGCUGAUCCGUCUCGAUCUGGAGGGUACUCAGGUCUCCGGCGCGCUGCCGCCCCAGUGGGUCUCAUUGGCAUCGCUGAGAACUCUUGAUCUGGAGGGUACUCAGGUCUCCGGCACACUGCCCCCGGGAUGGAGUGAGAUGAAAUCGCUGACCAAUCUCUAUCUGGAGGGUACUGAGGUCUCCGGCAGUCUGCCGCCCCAGUGGAGCUCAAUGGCAUCGCUGACCAGUCUCUAUCUGGAGGGUACUCAGGUCUCCGGCAGUCUGCCGCCCGAGUGGAGCUCAAUGAAAUCGCUGAGAACCCUUGAUCUGGAGGGUACUCAGGUCUCCGGCAGGCUGCCGCCCGAGUGGAGCAGGAUGUUGAGUGCCGAGAACCUGCAGCUGGAGCACUGCGACCUGUCCGGCAGUCUGCCGCCCGAGUGGUCUGCGAUGCGACAGCUGCGUCUUGUCGGACUGAGGGGCAACCACUUCUGCGGGUGUGUGCCGGACUCGUGGGGCAAGAAUGCUGGUCUCCUUGUAAGAAUCGAGGACGAGCACAAGGGCAAAUACUGCAGGCUCGGUAACGACUGCCGCACGACUGAACCCACCACCACUGCUACCCCAACAAACACGCCUACUCCUGCGCCCGCUCCUUAG